Molecule: messenger RNA, 1484 nt
Organism: Ziziphus jujuba (common jujube)
Lineage: Eukaryota; Viridiplantae; Streptophyta; Magnoliopsida; Rosales; Rhamnaceae
Product: thiosulfate/3-mercaptopyruvate sulfurtransferase 1, mitochondrial
Exons: 12
Coding region: 149-1285 (378 amino acids)
Biological process (GO): transsulfuration
Cellular component (GO): mitochondrion
Molecular function (GO): thiosulfate-cyanide sulfurtransferase activity
Source: RefSeq, a predicted model, not a curated record
AAAAGCUAUUAACGCGUUUAACUUAUUCCUCAGUGGCAGUGACACUCCUCAACCCAUUUGUCGUUUUGCUUCUUUUCGCUGACUUGUGACUGAGAGACUCCCAAAGAGCCAUUGCCCCAUUUUUAUGCUUAUUUUCCCAUCUCAGUGAAUGGCUUUAGCUCCUAUCACCCGGACCCUUUUCGGUCGUUGCUUGAUUCACCCUUCGUCUUCUCUCAGUCAAAAGCCCCGACUUUUCUCUUCCCUUUUUAAUAAGAGACCAUUUUAUUCUCUGGUUGAUCCAACCCGUACAACAUUUAAAAGAACAAUUGGUUGGGUUCCUCGGGCUAUGGCUUCUUCAUUAGCUGGGGAAAGAGCUGAUUUUUCAAAACGAUAUGUAUCUGUGAAUGAGCCUGUUGUUCCUGCCGACUGGCUUCAUGCUAACCUCAAGGACCCUAAUCUUAAGGUGCUUGAUGCAUCUUGGUACAUGCCUGAUGAGCAAAGGAAUCCAAUUCAAGAGUAUCAGGUUGCUCAUAUUCCUGGUGCCCUUUUCUUUGACGUUGAUGGAAUUUCAGAUCGAACCUCAAAUUUACCACACAUGUUGCCAUCAGAGGAAGCUUUUGCUGCUGCUGUUUCUGCUCUUGGCAUCCAGAACAAAGAUGAUCUGGUAGUGUAUGAUGGGAAAGGGAUUUUUAGUGCAGCUCGUGUUUGGUGGAUGUUCCGAGUUUUUGGGCAUGACAGAAUCUGGGUUUUAGAUGGAGGCCUGCCAAGAUGGCGUGCAUCAGGAUAUGAUGUUGAAUCCAGUGCUUCCUCUGGUGAUGCAAUUCUGAAAGCUAGUGCUGCCAGCGAGGCCAUAGAGAAAGCGUAUCAGGGACAGGCAGUUGGGCCAAUUACAUUUCAGACAAAGUUUCAGCCACAUCUUGUAUGGACUCUUGAGCAGGUUAAAAAAAACAUUGGGGAAGGGACUCACCAACAAAUAGAUGCUCGAUCAAAGGCCAGAUUUGAUGGAACUGCUACAGAACCUAGGAAAGGGAUAAGAAGUGGUCAUGUACCUGGCAGCAAGUGCAUUCCUUUUGCCCAGUUGUUGGAUAGUUCACAGACACUCUUACCAGCGGAUGAGCUGAAAAAACGAUUUGAUCAAGAAGGCAUCUCUUUGGGAAGCCCUGUUGUUACUUCAUGCGGUACUGGUGUAACUGCCUGUAUUCUUGCUCUGGGUCUUCAUCGGCUCGGCAAGUCUGAUGUCGCAGUGUAUGAUGGAUCUUGGACUGAAUGGGGAGGAAAUCCUGAUACACCUGUUGAAACUUCAUAAAAUGUCGAUAAAGUAUUGUCGUAAACUCAAUUGUGACAUGAACAGCAUAGGGUUUACCCUUAAUUUGAAUCUCUUUUUUAAGGAUGUUGUAUAGAGAAUAAUGGUUGAGUUGGUCCUUUUAUAAGCCCUUUUUUUUUUGGUUUAAAAAAAUCAUUGUUCAAUUUUAUAAUUAUGAGUUCGAUCAUAUUAUUGGACUUCA